Molecule: messenger RNA, 885 nt
Organism: Eremothecium sinecaudum
Lineage: Eukaryota; Fungi; Ascomycota; Saccharomycetes; Saccharomycetales; Saccharomycetaceae
Gene: SPE3
Product: spermidine synthase
Exons: 1
Coding region: 1-885 (294 amino acids)
Biological process (GO): spermidine biosynthetic process
Cellular component (GO): cytosol
Molecular function (GO): spermidine synthase activity
Source: RefSeq, a predicted model, not a curated record
AUGUCCCAAGAAUUAACUCACCCAACUAUCAAAGACGGAUGGUUCAGAGAAAUCUCUGACACCAUGUGGCCAGGUCAAGCCAUGACCUUCAAAGUCGAGAAGAUUUUGCAUCAUGAAAAGUCAUUGUACCAAGAUGUCCUAAUAUUCAAGUCUACCGACUAUGGUAACGUUUUGGUUCUAGACAACGUUGUUCAAUGUACUGAACGUGAUGAAUUUUCUUACCAUGAAAUGAUCACCAACUUGUCUAUGAACAACCAUCCAAACCCAAAGAAGGUUCUUGUCAUUGGUGGUGGUGACGGUGGUGUCUUGAGAGAAAUUAUCAAGCACGAAUCCGUUGAAGAGGCUUGGUUGUGUGACAUUGACGAGGCUGUUAUCCGUUUGUCAAAGGAAUACUUCCCUAACAUUUCUGUUGCCUACUCUCACCCUAAGGUUAAGACUCACGUUGGUGACGGUUUCCAAUUCUUGAGAGACUACCCAAACACAUUUGACGUUAUUAUCACCGACUCUUCUGACCCAGAAGGUCCUGCUGAGAACUUGUUCAAGCAAAGCUACUUCGAGCUCUUGAACAGCGCCUUAACUGAAAACGGUGUUAUUACUACCCAAGCUGAGUGUAUCUGGUUGCAAGUCGAUUUGAUCAAGGACGUCAAGACUUCUUGUAAGAACGUCUUCCCAGUUGUUGAGUACGCUUACACCACCAUUCCAUCAUAUCCAUCUGGUCAAAUUGGUUUCAUGGUCUGCUGCAAGAACAAGGAUGUUGAUGUUAAGAAACCUAUGAGAACUAUUUCUGAUGAAGAAGAAAAGAAGUUGUACAAGUACUAUAACAAGCGUAUCCACGAGGCUGCUUUUGUCUUACCAAACUUCAUCAACCAGGCUUUGGAGAUGUAA